Fusarium poae is the source of this 927-nucleotide messenger RNA. RefSeq lists its product as uncharacterized. The record is from RefSeq and is a predicted model, not a curated record. Lineage: Eukaryota; Fungi; Ascomycota; Sordariomycetes; Hypocreales; Nectriaceae. The coding region runs from base 1 to 927 and encodes 308 amino acids. The transcript has 6 exons.
AUGGCGGAAGCAAUCGAGAACAGGGGCGCUGAGCUCAUGGGAGUAAACAUCGCCUUUUACUCCAUAGCUGUGAUUACAUGCCUACUGCGAUGUUAUGUCCGCAGCUUCGUGGUUGAUGCCUUCCGAACAGAUGAUUGGCUGAUGGUUGUAUCAACGAUAUUCUUCACUCUAUAUGCCACCUUCUCAACUGUCGGUGUCACAUUCGGUACAGGCCGCCACCACGAUGAUCUCGAGACUGACCAAGUCACCAACGCUAUGAUGUGUUGGUGGUUCUGUUAUCUCUGGCAACAGGAUGGCACAUGUAUCAACCCGACAGUUGUCAUCGCAUUGGCUGUCAUUUACAGUGUUUUCGCUGUGGGCUCCGACCUUAUCUUCGCGAUCCUCCCAGGUUUCAUCGUUUGGAACCUGCAACUACACAAGAAAACGAAAUAUUCACUCAUCCCCCUUCUUGCAAUGGGUUGUGUUGCGAGCGCUGCCGUUAUCACACGAUUCCCUUACUUGCAUCUCAUCAGAUCGCCUGAUUUUCUCUGGGACACCACAGACAUUGCGAUCUGGUCAACAAUCGAGCAAGGCCUGGCAAUCACUGCCAGCAGCAUGGCAACCCUACGACCUCUGCUCAAACAAUUCGCAUUCCGUCUUGGCUUGACAAGUAAGCCUGUAUCGGUUGGCCCCUCCGGCUACAGGAACAAUUCACGAACCGCUGGCCCUGGAACUCCCAAGGCCUUUUCUGGGCGCGACGCCUACACUCUGUCAUCUGUCAGUCGCAACGCCCCCGAGAAGAGAGGGACAAGCUUUUUCUCUGGCGACGUCGAAACCGGCAUUAAGAAGGAAAUAAAGUGGGAGGUCAAGAUAUCAAGAACAGCGGCGAGUGAAAGCCAGGAAGAGCUUCACUCGCCCAUGAGUGCCAGAACAAGAAACGUCGUUUAA